GUGCAAUCAUUUUACUUGUGUGGUUGGUUCACUGAAUAGUCAUUCAACAUUACUAGUUUCUGACUAUCUCUGUCAGUCAUUCCGCUUCGUUACCUAUUGUUGCUUUUCCCCCCCAGUUCCCUCCUCCUGGUAUCUCGAGUUGAUCGGGUGUCGACUGACCUGCUCUAUAUUAUAAUCUUAUCGACAGCAACCUCACAUUAAAUUUGUAGUAAUGGACGGUUUUGAUAUGCUUAGUACACCACAAUCUGCGGCUGGAAAUGGGACGGAAGAAGACCCUGCUGCCGCAUUCUUGGCCCAGCAGGAAAGCGAGAUUGCGGGGAUUGAGAACGACGAAGGAUUCAGCAUCCUGGACAGCGGAGAGGUUCCUUCGUCGCUAAACAACAAUCUGACAGGCGACCUACACGAUGCUGUUGAUGGUGCUGUUAAUGGAGACAUUCAUGAGAGCAACGGCCCGUCUGAUGCAUACUCCGCCAUCUCCAGCGCCGACCGUCUCCAGGCCGAGCCAGAGAGCCUGCGCAAAUGGAGAGAGGAGCAGAGGGAGAGGCUGGAGGUCCUCGACGCUAACUCUCGUAAGCAGGAGUCUGAGUGGAAGGAGAAGGCCAAGGUGGAGCUGGAGGAGUGGCACACCAGACAGAAUGAGCAGCUGGAGAAGACUAAAGCCAACAACAGGGUGCUGGAUGAAGAUUUCUACAAACAGCCCUUCUCUGACCUGAUUGGUUAUGUCACACACAUUAACCAUCCUUGCUACCGCCUAGACCAAGCGGCCGAGGAGGCCAUGGUGUCGGACAUGGAUGAGAACAACCCGGGCACCGAGUGGGAGCGCGUGGCGCGCCUCUGCGACUUCAACCCCAAGUCAAGCAAGCAGGCCAAAGACGUCUCCCGCAUGCGCUCUGUCCUCAUCUCCCUCAAGCAGGCCCCUCUGGUCCGCUGAACCUCAUCGUCUCAGUCCGCCCCCAGCCCCGCCCCGCCCCGUCCCAACACUUACCGUUUGCUGUUUGCAGAUGUGACAGGGGUGGAGGGAGCGUCCGAGGUUCACUUCGACCAUCACCUCGCAGAUCUGUAAACAUCCAGGGGGGAGGGGAGUGAAUUUGGAUGGCUGGAUCCCUACCCUACCCUUAACCUUUCUGGACCCAGAACCACACUACGACCGACCUCUCAUAGGCCAGUGUAUCAUUCCCACCAGUGUGACCCAUGGCCAGCAUUGUAAUGGUUUGAUGAUAUCGUUCUUUCAUGUCCCUUUCUGUCAUUAAACAACAAAAAUAUACAGAUUUAUUGUUUCUAUUCUUUUAAGGACCAAAUUCCAUUUAAGUGUGAUGUUGAAAACCAUUUUAAAGCCGGCUUGUUGCAUUUAUUGUGACUUUUCAAUCUAUGCAUUUUCCCUUUUGAAUCUUCCCUGGAAAUCCAAGUACGGUAAAUAUAUGUGACCUAUUUGUGUAAACAUUGUUGUACUCUAUGCGUGUACCUAUGUACAUAAUACAGAAUACAGCCAAUAUAUAUAAAUAUACAAAAUGUUGAAGUCAAACACUAGAAUUAUGUGGUUUGAAUAUUAGCUGUAGCCCAAUGUUGCUUUGUGUGUGCAUUGUCCAUCAAUUUCAGUAUCAGUAAAACGUGAAAACUUUC
Messenger RNA from Esox lucius (northern pike), 1620 nucleotides. It is a transcript of the gene clta, whose product is annotated as clathrin, light chain A. Gene Ontology annotation, biological process: clathrin-dependent endocytosis; intracellular protein transport; clathrin coat assembly. Gene Ontology annotation, molecular function: clathrin heavy chain binding; structural molecule activity. Lineage: Eukaryota; Metazoa; Chordata; Actinopteri; Esociformes; Esocidae. The transcript is spliced from 7 exons. Gene Ontology annotation, cellular component: synaptic vesicle membrane; postsynaptic endocytic zone cytoplasmic component; clathrin coat of trans-Golgi network vesicle. The coding region runs from base 212 to 931 and encodes 239 amino acids. The record is from RefSeq and is a predicted model, not a curated record.